GAUUACUCUCUCCCUAUCACUAUAAAUCCUCGUCUCUAUUAAAGUUUACAAACCCUGGUAUAUUCAGUCCUCUCCGCGCCUCCCAAACGGUAAACGCACUUCCAUCGCUGAAGGAAUUCUCAAAGUUAGCUACAAUGGCAGUCACAUUCUAUGAUGUCAACUCGUCGGUUGGCCUGAAGAAACUUGAUGAUUACCUCCUUACUCGCAGUUACAUUACAAGCUACCAAGCUUCGAAGGAUGAUAUUACUGUAUAUGGAGCUCUGUCAAAGGCUCCAUCAGCUGAAUACGUUAAUGUCUCUCGGUGGUACAACCAUAUUGAUGCGCUCUUGAGGAUCUCUGGUGUUUCUGGAGAAGGGUGCGGUGUCACUGUGGAGGGAUCUGCUCCCAUCACCGAGGAGGCAAUUGCAACUCCUCCUAUUGGUGACACAAAGGCUGCAGCUGCUGAGGAUGAUGAUGAUGAUGAUGUUGACCUUUUCGGUGAAGAGACUGAAGAGGAGAAGAAGGCUGCGGAAGAACGUGCUGCUGCAGUUAAGAAAUCUGCCAAAAAGAAAGACUCUGGCAAGUCAUCAGUUCUUUUGGACGUGAAGCCAUGGGAUGAUGAAACUGACAUGAAAAAGCUCGAGGAAGCAGUGAGAAGUGUUGAGAUGGAAGGGUUGUUUUGGGGAGCAUCUAAACUCGUAGCAGUUGGGUAUGGUAUCAAGAAAUUGCAGAUAAUGCUUAGCAUUGUGGAUGACUUGGUAUCUGUUGACGAUCUCAUUGAGGAACGUCUUACAGUUGAACCAAUUAAUGAGUAUGUUCAGAGCUGUGACAUUGUUGCCUUCAACAAAAUAUAAUUGGAGGAUACGCUUGUCUGUUUGUUGGUGCGGGGAGGUUGCGGUCGUGGAGGGAUUGAAAACCUGAAGUUAUGGCUACUCUGUAUUUCUCUUUUUGAUCCACAGAACUCUAUAUUCCAAUUUUUGUUUGUUGGGACGUGCAUUUUUAGUGAUUGAUUAUGCUUCCAGAGAAGCAAAUGGUGUCUAUUAUUACUUAAUUUAUGAUCUUGGUAUAUGGAAUAAUGUCUUGACCA
Messenger RNA from Corylus avellana, 1066 nucleotides. Its product is annotated as elongation factor 1-delta. Gene Ontology annotation, molecular function: translation elongation factor activity; guanyl-nucleotide exchange factor activity. The record is from RefSeq and is a predicted model, not a curated record. Gene Ontology annotation, cellular component: cytosol; eukaryotic translation elongation factor 1 complex. Gene Ontology annotation, biological process: translational elongation. NCBI's taxonomy places the organism in Eukaryota, Viridiplantae, Streptophyta, Magnoliopsida, Fagales, Betulaceae.